Molecule: messenger RNA, 4214 nt
Organism: Xyrauchen texanus (razorback sucker)
Lineage: Eukaryota; Metazoa; Chordata; Actinopteri; Cypriniformes; Catostomidae
Product: netrin-G2-like
Exons: 8
Coding region: 934-2550 (538 amino acids)
Source: RefSeq, a predicted model, not a curated record
UGUUCUUCGAGCCCGUAGAUAAACUUAUGUUUCUCACUAGUUGUAGCUACUUGACAAGGUAGGUAGUUUUCAGUAUCCAAAAUAAUUGUGGAUUCUUCCGGAUUUGCAAAAGGGAAACGAAACUCGAAUAUUAAGAUGCCUUUAGAGAUAGUAAUUGUGCGCAAAAAUAGAUUGCUACACAGUGAAUGAAGCAGGACGGGGGGAUGGAAUAAGAAAGGGAGGAUAGGUAGGAAUGGGAGGUGUAGUAAUCUGAAGUCUGUCCUUGAGCGCGCAGGACAGAUAUAAAUUAAGGCAAGGAUAGAAUCGGAAACUUUAAAUGUAUGUUUUUCAGGUGGUAUAUGAUUCGCUACGGAGCAUUCUGGAUCUAGGGCAUCUAUCUAGAAUGCUUUCCAACAAACUACGUAGCAGCCGAGGAAAGCACGAAAGGGAAAGCGUAUGCUGUGAUCUUUUUCCAGAGUGGAGUAACGUGUGCGUGUGUUUCAGUCAUCUAUCUCAAGUGAUAUGGCUGGGAACUGACUGAGAAGGAGUUUGUAGUGAAGCAUUCAUCUGGGAACAACGAAGGUGCUGAUCUCUCUGGACCCAGGGCAAAAGGUCAGAAAUGAAACAACUUAACCCAUCACACAUGCAUCGUAGACUGGACUCCGACAUCAGGAUUGCGCAAAAACCGUUAAAUGCACUUUACAUCUCUGAACUGAAGUAACAUUCACCCCUGGACUUGUUGAAGUCAGUUGCCAUAUAUAUAGAAUCGCUACUUUGAAUUGAAAGAUGUCACAACAUAUCUGAAAUCUGAAAGGCAUAUAGCGUUGUCCAUUAAAGAUCAGACAUUGCCAAUUUGGAAGAAACUGAUACCACAAUGCAUACUGGACAUUUCACAAUCUGAAUCACUUCCAUGCUGAUUUUUCUAACAGCUGUGGCACCUCUUGCCUUUCUGUCAUGCCCAUGGACCCAUCCAGUGCCAUGCUCUCACAGGCGCUCCUGCUCUUACAGUGCAUUAUUCUGACUCUCGGCCAGUAUGAUAUUUGUAAGUCCUUGGUCAGCACGGACGAUGGACCAACAUGGGAAUAUUACGCUUGCCAACCCAAACCCAUGUCCAUGAAGGAGUACAUGCAGAUUCGAGUGGAGCCGCCUGAUAUCACGUGUGGGAACCCACCAGAAAGAUUCUGUACAUUGGAAAACCCAUACUUGUGUAGUGAUGAAUGCGAUGCGUCCACCAAAGAACUCGCCCAUCCUCCAGAGCUCAUGCAAGAUCGGGAAAGAAUCGGACUCAUCACGUACUGGCAGACGGUAACAUGGAGUCGGUUUCCUGAGCCUCUUCUGGCCAACAUAUCUUUAUCCUGGAACAAAAGCCUUGAGUUAACAGAUGACAUCCAGAUAACCUUUGAGUAUGGGCGGCCCACAAUAAUGGUGCUGGACAAGUCCCUGAAUUAUGGGCGAACCUGGCAGCCUUACCAGUACUACGCCGACGACUGCAUGGACGCCUUCGGGAUGUUGCCAAAAAGGGUGCAGGACUUGUCGGCCACUAAUGUGACCAGGGUCAUCUGUACUGAGCAAUACUCUCGUUGGGUUGGUUCUAAGAACGAGAAGAACGUACUGUUCGAGGUGAGGGACCGCUUUUCCAUAUUCGCUGGGACAAAAUUACAAAACAUGGACAAUUUGUACACGCGCAUGGAGAGUAUGAAAGGCCUCCGAGACUUUUUCACCUUUACGAACCUGCGGCUUAGGCUGCUAAGACCAGCUCUCGGAGGAACAUACGUACAAAGAGACAACCUGCUCAAGUACUUUUACGCCAUCUCCAAUAUCGAAAUACCAGCAAGGUGUAAGUGUAACCUCCACGCUGGUCAGUGCUCUAUGCGCGACAGCACCCUUCAGUGCGACUGUGAGCACAACACUACGGGACAAGACUGUUCGGCAUGUGAGAGAGGUUUUAAAGCCAAGUCCUGGAAGCCCGGCUCCUAUCUCCCCACCCCGAAUGGAUCCCCAAAUAUUUGUACGAAUUCUGCACCUGGUGAGGCUUCGGGAACUUCUGGCAACUGCGAGUGCAACGGUCACUCAAAUCGCUGCAGUUACAUUGAUUUCAUCAACAUUGUGACUUGUGUGAGCUGCAAACACAACACUAGAGGGCAGAACUGUCAGCACUGUCGCCUUGGAUACUUCCGGAACGCUUCUGCCGAGCUGGAUGAUGAAAAUGUUUGCAUAGAGUGUAACUGUAAUCAGCUGGGCUCCCUGCAUGCCCGUUGCAAUGACACAGGCUUCUGCCAGUGUCGAGAGGGCACAGCUGGGCUGAAGUGUGAGGACUGUCUCCCUGGAUACAGUUGGAAGCAAGGCUGCAUGCCAAACGUGUGUGAUGAUGAGCUACUGCUGUGUCAGAACGGCGGCUCCUGCAUCCAGAACCAGAAGUGUGCAUGUCCACCCGAGUUUAAGGGCGUUUUGUGCGAGCAGCUACGCUGUCAGGGUGAGAGAGGGUGUGAUGGUGCUUCUGCCUGCUCCCUAAGCACCCUAACACUGCUGCUCUGCCUUCUAACCAACAGCCUGCUUAAAGCCAGCGCCUAGAAACCUGUCUUAUUCCUGAUAUCGAUUCUAGUCUACGCAGACCAAAGGGCUGAACCCUGCAGACAGAGAGAAAGAGUGAACGGAUCCCGUACAGACCCAGUCUAACGGUGCUGAAAUCUGUUUUUUUUUUUUGGGGGAAAGGGCAGCGGCUAAGCUGAGGUCAAAAAUGCCUUCACAAGAUGUGUGUCUCCUAGCAUCACUGAUCAUCUGAACUCUAUACCAAAAACAAAAGAAGUUACAUUCAGUUUCAACUCACUCUAACUCACAGAACUCUGCAGAUAAUGGACAAAUAUAUACAGUAGAUGAGGUUUAAUUUCUUUUGGCAUUUCUACCUUCCUGUAGUUUUGGCGCUCACUGCGAUACAAGCACUGCACUUGCUUGUUUUGACGAAUGACAAACGUUGAUAUCACGGAAGCCUACUUAUGCCAAGUUAUUCUUCUUUUGAAGACUUGUUUUUACAUUUUCUUUCAUUCCUGCAUUUUUCUUGCAUUUUAUUGUCAAAUCCUAUCGAGGUAUAACAAGUAGAUGAAAAGAAGUUUUAAUGCUAGUUAUGAAGAACGAAUGUCUCUAUAGCUUGUGUUUGAGAUUACAUUUCUGGAAUGUAGAUAGAGUUUUAAACGUUAUAUUGAACAGAUACAUAGUAUAUAUCUAUCUGAAAGAGAGUAUGAAGAUAUGAAUUAUUGUAUAUUAUGAUUAUUAUUUGAAUAUUUUUUGUAGAAAAUUGUUAUUUUUAUUUCAAGUAAAUGUCACCAUUGUAAAGACAUUGCAGUCUUUAUUGCAGUGCAUAUGGUAUUCACACCAUGGUAAAAUUAUAUUUGAUGAUACAGCAAAGUGCAUCUCUUAUAUGUUUGAAAUAUUUCUCCAUUCACACCAUUACCUAACAUUAAAUAAAGCAUAAAACAUUUCAUUACAUGCACAGCUUUAGCUCAAUAUAACCCACUCACCAUCUUGAUACUGGCAUGCACUCAUCUUUGCAGUUAUUCCUUUACUAAGAAGACCAUUCAGAACUACUUAUUAACACAUGCAAUAUAAAUAUAUUUGUAAAGUCCCACAUAAACAUAAUAAGAUAGUGAAAUAAUUACAAUGCACAUUUCUUUGGAGGAAACACAUUGGCUAUGUUCAGGAUGAAAUACUAGCUUUCUACUCACAGAAUACUGCACGUUAUACACUGUAAACUGCCUACUUAAAAAAAAGUUAUUAUUUCAUUUUAAGCAGUAGUAUGCUACAUUAUUGUCCUCAUCACAUUGGAUUGCAGCUUUUAAAUUAAUAGGAUUCCGUGCAGUGUGCUCUGUUAAGCAAUGCACAUUUUGACAAAGAAAAUGUGCAUAAUGUGCACAGAAUACAUACUAUAUAGUGCAGAAAUAGGAAGAGUAUUAUGUAAGUAUGCUAUUCCAAACACAGCCAAUGUCAAUCAAAGCACAUUGCCAAAUAGAAUGCCAAGUCUAACAAUUAAAUCUACAGUCUAUACAAUAUAAAAGUCAGCACAUCACAUAUCAGGUUAUUUUUCAAAUAUUUUUCUUGCGUGAGCCUCAAAGAAAUGCCAAAAUCUUUAGCGGCUCCACUUUUUGAUGUAUUUCAUAUUUUCAAAUGCUUUACAUUCAUGAUGAGCCAGGGUAAAUCAAAUACUUUGAAAAAUUAUUAUAAAUGAAUAAAACCUGACAAUC